CAGCUGUUAAAAAAAAUGACGAGUGGAGUGCGAUUGAGGAAUCUGGCUACACCACUGUAUCGUACUGGUUAUACUUGGCAGGGAACUAAGUUUGGCCUUGGGAAGGUCAUUGAAAGACCUCUGCUGCGUGUAGGUGACUUUAGUCGUGGCACUAGAGGACAGUGGAAGGUGUGCAGGGCUUUGGGUCUCUCAAUUCCUGUACAGUUGGGUGCCUGUGAGGGUAGUUCAUACUCGCUAUCAUUUUUUGACGAGUGGGCUGGCAUUGUAGAUAAGAUGUCGAAGGUAGCACCCAUGCAACUUGGGGCCGCAGAUACCCACACCCAGGUGGACCAUAUGGCGGCCCUGGAUAUUGACUCCAAACCAUUCUCGAAGCGACUCUCCGGCAUCAUCUGCACCAUUGGACCUGUCUCUCGGUCUGUAGAGAUGCUGGAGAAAAUGAUGGAGGCUGGCAUGAACAUCGCACGUAUGAACUUCUCCCACGGCACCCAUGAAUACCACAGCGAGACCAUGAUGAAUGUCCGUAAGGCAGCCCAGAAGUAUUCCGACAAGAUUGGGCAUUCUUAUCCUGUUGCCAUUGCUCUUGACACAAAGGGACCUGAAAUUCGUACUGGCCUUUUGGAAGGUGGACCAUCAGCUGAAAUUGAAUUGAAAGAAGGUGCUACAAUCAAGUUGACCACAGAUGCCAGUUACUAUGAAAAGUGCUCAGAAGACGUGCUUUACUUGGACUAUGUCAACAUUACCAAAGUUGUGAAGCCUGGCAACCGCAUCUUUGUUGAUGAUGGCCUUAUCUCUCUUAUUGCUAAGGACGUGGGCAGUGAUUCCAUUGACUGUGAGGUUGAAAAUGGAGGUAUGCUUGGGAGCAAGAAGGGAGUGAAUCUCCCAGGUGUUCCAGUAGACCUUCCUGCAGUCUCUGAGAAGGACCGUGGUGAUCUCCUCCUUGGUGUCAAAAUGGGAGUAGACAUUGUGUUUGCAUCCUUCAUCCGUGAUGCUGCUGGAGUCCGUGAGAUCAGAGAUGUUCUUGGCGAAAAGGGCAAGAAUAUCAAAAUCAUCAGCAAGAUUGAGAAUCACCAGGGAUGCAAGAACAUUGAUGACAUCAUUGAAGAGGGAGAUGGUAUCAUGAUUGCUCGUGGUGAUUUGGGUAUUGAGAUUCCUGCUGAGAAGGUCUUCGUGGCCCAGAAACAGAUGAUUGCCAAGUGCAACAAAGUUGGUAAGCCAGUCAUUUGUGCUACCCAGAUGUUGGAAUCCAUGGUGAAGAAGCCCCGUCCCACACGUGCUGAAGUGUCUGAUGUGGGUAAUGCUAUCCUUGAUGGUGCUGACUGUGUCAUGCUGUCUGGUGAAACUGCUAAGGGAGGCUACCCUCUUGUUUGUGUACGAACCAUGGCCAACAUUGCACGUGAAGCUGAAGCUGCAAUUUGGCACAAGCAACUCUUCACUGAGCUGUCUCAGCAGGUCCAUCUGCCUACUGACUCAACACACACCACAGCUAUUGCUGCUGUUGAAGCUUCAUUCAAAGCAAUGGCCACAGCUAUUAUUGUUAUUACCACCACUGGUCGCUCUGCUCAUCUGGUUUCAAAGUACAGGCCUCGCUGCCCAAUUGUGGCUGUAACACGAUACCCACAGGUGGCCAGACAGUGCCAUCUCUACCGUGGCAUUAUUCCCAUCCACUACACUGUGCCUCAGAAUGGUACGUUUCUUUGUGAGAAUUUGCAUUUGUCAUCCCUUUUCUUUCUUUGAUUUUAUUGAUUUACAUUUCAUUUUAUAUUUUUUUUUGCAGUUUACUCUGUGAAGCUUUUAACCUUUGUUUUAUUUUUUUAAAUGUUUUUAUUGAGAAAAGUAGAUGUGUGUCAAAGGAGUAUUAACAUUUAUUUGUUUUGUGGUUUCACAUUGAAUUAUUAAUUGUUAUUAUGAACUGCAUUUUGCACUAAAAAGUUGAGACCACACACAGUCGGUUGUUUAUUUCCUUCUUUUUCUGUAAAAUGUUUGCAGCUUCUUAUCACCUGCUCCUCUUGUCCAGUUCCUAUCUUGGCCAGAUUUCUUGUGGAAUAAUAAAUAAUAAAAAAAAAAAAAUUAUCAACACCUGAGAAUUAUCUGGAUUUGCCAUCUGUUCAGUAUAUAUUUUUGAAUAUUGGCUUAGUACAAAAAGGGUUUCAAAUUAGAAGUCUGGUAAAGUUUACCCAGAAUUUGUUUUUUAACAGUAGAUAUAAGUUGUCAAUGACUUCCACCUAAUGGCUAUUGGAGGUGUGUGUCUUGUGUUACAGCACUAUAAAGCUUGUACAUAUGAUACAGUGUAUAAUCAAAUGGUGAGUUUAUUUAAGAGGAGUAGUUAUAAGGUAUUUUUAGAACUUUUUUUCUUUUAAUGUUAAAGGAUAAUUUCAGCUUUAUCUGACGGCAAAUUAUU
This is a messenger RNA of Penaeus vannamei (Pacific white shrimp), 2398 nucleotides long. Lineage: Eukaryota; Metazoa; Arthropoda; Malacostraca; Decapoda; Penaeidae. The record is from RefSeq and is a predicted model, not a curated record.